This is a messenger RNA of Nymphaea colorata (pocket water lily), 2746 nucleotides long. Its product is annotated as protein DETOXIFICATION 42-like. NCBI's taxonomy places the organism in Eukaryota, Viridiplantae, Streptophyta, Magnoliopsida, Nymphaeales, Nymphaeaceae. The record is from RefSeq and is a predicted model, not a curated record. Gene Ontology annotation, cellular component: membrane. Gene Ontology annotation, biological process: transmembrane transport. The transcript is spliced from 15 exons. Bases 627 to 2174 code for a protein of 515 amino acids. Gene Ontology annotation, molecular function: antiporter activity; xenobiotic transmembrane transporter activity.
UGAGUUUAGUGCUUUUCCCUCCUUUUUUCUCGUGUCGAAAUUUAUGCAGUGGAGGUUUGUACUGAGGAAAAAUGGGUCCAGCAGAACGGAUCUGAGUGUACUGGUUUUCUCUUUCUUCUGUGGAGAUAUAUGCAGUGGAGGUCUGUACUGAGGAAAAAGAAGAGGGACAUUUUUCUUUUGGUCCUGGAGCUCCACAUAUGGGAAGACGUUUGUGGGUGCUGCCUUAUAUUAUCUGAGAUAAGCAACCUGAUGCUUCAUCUCCAGCUAGUGGUUGCGUCAAAAGGUGGUCUCUGUCUCUGAUGUGAUGAUCUCGUUCUGAUUGUUGGUAUUUGUAGUCGAGUAUCCUGAGAAUUGUGGCUCUGAGCAAGCCAGCUACUGCGGUUAUAAGGAAAGGACUUGCUGCUGGGUAGACGUGAGCUUUCCAUGAUGGUCUUCUAUCGAGAGGAAACUGCCUUCAAGCAUGUUUGUCUACGUCAGUAGCAUUUAAUGAUUAAGAGCUUCCUGGUCUUCUAUUACAUCCCUUCUAUAAGGAACAGGCGGCAACUCCGAUGUCAGCUCUUUGAGGUGGUUCUUUGGCUAUUUUACUCUGUGUCGCUCCUGUAAUGUGAAAAAAGCAGCAAGGAAGCAUGGAAGUUCUAUCUGAUGAAGCUAGUCAACUCCCACUUGCAAAGGAAAAAAAGGGUCCUUUUCAUGUUCUCUUUGGAGAAGCUAGGCAUAUUUUCAGUAUGGAUGAGCUAGGCAGAGAGAUUCUGCAGAUCGCAUUUCCUGCAGCACUGGCUUUAACGGCUGACCCAAUCGCUUCUUUGGUGGAUACUGCAUUUAUCGGGCAAAUAGGCCCAAUAGAACUUGCUGCAGUAGGAGUUUCUAUUGCUGCGUUUAAUCAAGUCUCACGGAUUGCCAUCUUCCCACUUGUAAGUGUCACCACAUCCUUUGUGGCAGAAGAAGAUGCCAGAUGCCAAGCAUCUACUGAUGAAUUAACUGACUUGAAGUUGGAAAAAGGAAUCAGAAAAGGGGAAGAAACGAAAGAGCUGUUGUCAAAUGUUGAUUUUGCACAAUCUUAUAAGUCUUCAUGCAUCACAAGCAUGGACCAAAAACUGGUGGAUGGGAGACGAUGCUACCCAUCAGUGUCUUCUGCAUUAAUCAUCGGUGGAGUUCUAGGCAUUCUUCAAGCUGCUCUUCUUAUUAUUGGCGCGAAACCUGUCCUGAAUUUCAUGGGAGUGCAUUCUGAAUCUCCUAUGUUGCCUCCAGCACUAAAAUACCUGACCUUGAGGUCCCUUGGUGCUCCUGCAGUUCUUUUGUCUUUGGCCAGCCAAGGGGUAUUUCGUGGAUUUAAGGACACCAAGACUCCUCUCUAUGCCACUGUGGUUGGAGAUGCAACAAAUAUUAUUUUAGAUCCCAUUCUCAUGUUCAUAUUUAAGUUAGGUGUUACUGGUGCUGCAAUUGCUCAUGUUACUUCUCAAUACUUGAUUGUCUUCAUAUUGUUGUGGAAAUUAAGCACUCAAGUUCAACUUUUGCCAAGUAGCAUCAAAGAACUAAGAGUUGACAGAUUUCUGAAAAGUGGUUUUCUGCUACUUGCUAGAGUCAUAGCAGCAACAUUUUGUGUAACACUAUCUGCCUCCUUAGCUGCACGUCAAGGAUCAAUACCGAUGGCAGCAUUUCAGAUCUGCUUGCAAGUAUGGUUAGCAACUUCACUUCUAGCUGAUGGUUUAGCAGUGGCUGGGCAGGCAAUACUUGCAGGCGCAUUUGCCAAAGAAGAACAUAAUAAGGCGAGAGCAACUGCAUCGAGAGUCUUGCAGCUUGGUUUUGUACUUGGGCUGAUUCUUUCAGUAGUUCUUGGAGUUGGCUUGCAGUAUGCGUCAAGAUUAUUUACAAAGGAUCCUAAUGUUAUACAGCUUAUGCAUAUUGGAAUCCCGUUUGUUGCUGUCACUCAACCUAUUAACUCAAUCGCCUUUGUGUUCGAUGGAAUCAAUUUUGGAGCAUCCGAUUUUGCUUAUUCAGCAUACUCUAUGGUUUUGGUUGCCGUUUUCAGCAUCUUUGCUUUACUGAUUUUGUCAGCGACACAUGGUUUUGUUGGCAUCUGGAUUGGAUUGACAAUUUACAUGACUCUUCGAAUGUUUGCUGGAUUGUGGAGGAUUGGCACAGCAAGUGGACCUUGGAGUUUCUUGAGAAGUUGAUCGCCUUUGCUUCAACAUUUUUCUAAUGCAUGCAGUGUUGUCCAUGGCCAAGGUGGAAGAUCUUUCUCUCUUUUUGGAAGAAUGCAAGAGGAAGGCGUAAAGGUUCAAUUGGAUCACCAUAAAUGGAGUACUGUCAGUAUAUUGUAUGAUGUCAGAAAAGAAUUAAAGAUUAAUCUGAUCAAGUUAUGUGUGUCCAUGAGCAAUUCCCAAACUUGAAACUAAAAAUGCACAUCGACUCUUCCUGGAGUCUAUCCUCUUGCCUAUGGUUUGAGCAAGGGAACAAGACAAUGGAAAUUAACAGCACUGGUUGGAAAGAGGAAUCUCAGUUGUCUAUACUUGGAUGACAGGAAGGAUAGAUUUGAUGGAAUAAAGGAUCAGCUAUAGAUCCUGAAGGUGUUCACUUGUUGGCAGUACUAGAAGUGCAUGUAGCUAAAGCUGCUUCUGCAGUUAAAUGUGAAUUACAAUUUCAUAAUGUCUUAAAAGCAAAAUUUUCGCAUAGAACCUUGUAAGUCUUGAAAUUGUAAAGACAUAUCUUGUGCAUCCUAUAGAGAUAAAGGAUUGCUGAUGGGUUA